This is a messenger RNA of Alosa alosa (allis shad), 3656 nucleotides long. Its product is annotated as spartin-like. Gene Ontology annotation, cellular component: plasma membrane. Lineage: Eukaryota; Metazoa; Chordata; Actinopteri; Clupeiformes; Clupeidae. Gene Ontology annotation, biological process: negative regulation of BMP signaling pathway; cell division. The record is from RefSeq and is a predicted model, not a curated record.
UAUGAGUCAUGCGAUCCUAUUUGACCACGCUGGUCACCAAUCAGUCUAAUCGGUGAGCCUGUCGCCUUCUUAAAACCAAAGAGGGGACACUGUCAUAUCGCUCGCCAGUGAACGCAAGUUGACUAAUUAACGUUAGCCCUCUCAUGGGGUUGAAUAGACUCAAACAAACAAGUUACUUUUUGAUAUACAACUUAGCUGUCUAGCUAACUAGGUAGCUAACGUUAGUUGUUGUAAUUAGCUAGCUCUGCAUUCAGUUUGUUUGCUAGUCAUUUCAACACACGCUGUUUUGAUUCUUUACCAGCUAACACAGGCAUGGAGCAAGCAAAACAGGAAGCAUUUGACAAAGCCCGGCUGCAGGUCAUCCAGGAUGGCUACGAGCGUGCCUUCGAGUGUAUCAAUGAGGGUCUGUCUGAGGACGAAGCCGGACAUCGAGCACAUGCUUUGAACCUCUACCGCCAGGGCCGGCAGCACCUCCUCCGGGCCAUCAGUGUGCCCUCGCAGGGCCAGGAGUGCGUGGGCAGCUCCUGGGACUCAGCCCGGCAGAUGCAGCAGAAGAUGCAGGAGACCCUGAACAACAUUACCACACGCCUGGCUGUCUUGGAGACGACGGGAGAGCCCGCAGACGGCAUCACUGUUGGGAACGGGGCGACCUCACAGGGCCUCUACCCCAAACUGCUCAAAGAGAAGCCGGUACAGCCGCUUCCCCCUCAGGCAGUGUGCACCAAUGGUCAGCCGGCCGGGGCUCCUCUGCCGGUGUCCCCCACGGCCCCUGCGUCCCCGUCCCUGCGGCCCUCCCAGUCCGAGCUCCCCCCAGCGUACUCUGCUCAGGCCGCUGACGGCCAUACGUCCAUCUCUUACGGCACGGACACUGGCGAGAGGUCCCUGGUGGGGGACGAGUUCUACAGCUACGCGCCCAACACUCCUCCAUCGCCCCAGAGCCUGGGUGAGGAUGGAGAGGAGCUCUUCUUCUUGCCUCAUGGAGUGCAGAUCUUCUUUGUGACCCCGGAGGGGCACGUUAGCGCGCCCUCGUACCCAGGCUACCUGCGCAUCGUCAAGUUCACCAGUGAGAGUUCCGAGAGGAUGCCCCUCCGACCCCCUGCCUUUCUGCAGGUGUGUGACUGGCUUUACCCGCUGAUGGCUACCGAUUCGCCGGUCCUGCUCUGCAACACCGGUGUCUUCAUGUUCCCGGACUUGAUGGCGCAACUGCCGGGCUCCUAUGUUGGGGUGGUGCUUUCGUCCGAGCUGCCCCUGGCUCAGCGUGAGGUCUUCUGCGACCUGCUGUCCCAGAUGACCGACCUCCGAGUGCAGGUGAGCGACACCAGUGCCCCCUCACCAGCCGACGCAGCCCAGGGGUCGCCCUCCGACGCCACAGGCACCACCAUCGCCCCCGCCCUCCCCCUCCCACACAAACAGGCCCCCGGGACAGAAGCGGACACCAUCAACCUAGGCCAGAAGGUGCCUCUGCAGCCCCCGGAGACCACAGUGCCCCCUGAUGGAGAUGAAAAGACACUGCCUGAGUGGAGCGAGAAGGUGGCCCAGGGCAUCCUCACAGGGGCAUCGUGGCUGAGCUGGGGACUGGUCAAGGGGGCCGAGUACACGGGCAAGGCCAUCCACAAGGGGGCGUCGAAGCUGCGGGAUCACAUCACCCCAGAGGACAAGCCCACCCACGUCAGCCCCACCGUCACCAAGAGCCUGCAAGUGGCCAAGCAGGCCACCGGCGGAGCCGUCAAAGUCAGCCAGUUUCUGGUCGACGGAGUGUGCACAGUGGCAGGCUGCGUAGGGCGAGAGCUGGCGCCUCAUGUGAAGAAGCACGGAAGCAAGCUGAUCCCGGAGUCCAUGAGGAAGGACAAGGAUGGCCGCUCCAACAUCGACGGAGCCAUGGUGGUGGCUGCCAGUGGAGUGCAAGGUUUUGCUACUGUUUGGACGGGCUUGGAAGUGGCAGCUAAAGACAUUGCUCAGAACGUUGCAUCAGAGACUGUCACCACAGUCAAACACAAGUAUGGGGCUGAGGCCGGACAGGCCACCGACCAUGCAGUCAACUCAGCCAUGAACAUGGGCAUGACCGCCUUCAACAUCGACAACCUGGGCAUCAAGGCUGUGGUGAAGAGGACCGGCAAGCAGACGGCUGCUGCCCUGCUGGAAGACUACAAGAUCCAGGAGGGCCCUGGGAAAGAGAAACCAGUGGCCAAACCCCAAAAGGAUCCCAAAAAGUCAUGAAUAUCACCCACCACUGACCACAAACCCCUCCUCCUUAUUUCAGUGCUAUUACUCCAUAGAGCCUUACUUUUUUCAUUUGAAAAUAUAUAUCUCUAUUUAAAUAUAUAUAUACACAUAAAUAUACUUAUCAGUAUAGUGACUAUAAAAAGCUGUAAUCUAUAUUCAUAUUUUAUGAGGAUUAUAUAUUUAAAGAAAAUAUUUAUUUGUAUGACUCACAUAUUUUCUACUUGCCUAAUUCUAGUUUGCCGAUAUGCUUUUUUAGAAUUGCAAUGCCAGCCGUGCAAUGUCGCAUCCUGGAGCACUUUAGCCCUUGUAAUGAGGAAAAAAGGACCUAUAGGAUUUAGAUUUUUUUUUUUUUUUUCUAGUCUACACUGUUUUUUGUAAAGUAUCAAUUGAGAUGAUGGACAAAGUGAUGUUUUGAAGAUGUUGUAUGUUGCGAGCCUACCCUUUCUCACCAGAGGGGUGUACACAACGAGAUUACACGCUUACCUAAGUGACUUCAGAGAAGUAAAGGGCCAUUCACACCAAGAACGCUAACUAAAACGAUAACAGUAUCGCUUUAGCUAAAAUUAAUGAUGUCCACACUCACACUUUUAACAAUAACAACAUGAAGAACAAUAUUGUCUGGAAUUACUUUCGGAGUGAUUUUGAGAAUAAGAAACUGACAGCCAAUCAGAAUCCAUCAAAUUUUAGACAUAAGAUCCAUCAACACAAGGAGAGACUUGUCUUGUUGUUGGUCAGUAUGGAAGUUCAUAUAGUUAUACUGUAGGUGUACAGUAGUGACACUUAUCUUUAUAGUUAUCUUUCCUGGUGUGAAUGGCCCUUAGUCACUGUGUGUGUCAGAGAGAGACAUGCGCACUAUAUCAAGAAUCUUUUGAUUCAAAAGUCACAAGUUGUUUUGAGAUGUGUUACUCAUGAAGUUACCUGGGUGACCCAGUGAUCUUGCUUUGUAUUAUAGCCCUCAGGGUUACCACUGACACUUGAGUACAAUGGCCUUAGAUCUUGAAUAUGUCAGAGACAAACAGUAACUACAUUCUCUAGAGCCUUAACACAUUUUAGGUUGAAUUAACUGACUGAUGUUAUUAUGAUCACUAACACCUCAUCUCACUAACUGUAAAUGUCAACGUGUUUUACUGUAAUUUCCGCUGUUAAACUGAUUACAUUAAAUAUAGCUGCCUGAUUAACAUACCCAAUUGUACCAUUUUAAGACCUUUCUAAUAUUUCUAACAUUUUAACCUGGCUUUUUAACCUGUGAAGAAAAAAAGUGUGUAAUUCAGUUAAUGUGUUGUCCUUUUUCAGACAUAUUUGUUGAUGUGUGUGCUAAAAUGGUUAUUCUUGAACUGCAACUUUGAAUGUCCAUUCAUGUUAUGCUCAUCCACAAAAAUGUGUUGCUAAAUUAAAAGUGUCUUUAAGGUGAAGGCAUAAUAAACACCUGUUUG